AAUAAUAGCAUUUUAGGGUGUGUUGCAAAUAAAUAAAAUUUUAUGGUCAUUUUACGGAAUUAAAAAAUGUUAAUAGUUGUUGAUCAAUAAUGGGCCAGGCGGUUGAUGGGCCGUGGAUAUAUAAACUUGUGUGUCAGAGAUUGCAAACGAAGAAAACAAAAGAGAGAAUUGAGAAACGACUGUUUGAAAUUCGAAUCCUUUCUCUUCCAACUUGUGUGAUAUCCUCCUACAAUGGAGUUCCCGCCAAGAGCGUUUUAUCCACGGAGAUUCCAGGCCCCUCCGGCGCAAUACACGGCGGAGGAAAGUGCUGCAGCAGCAGCGGCGGCGCCAGAUCUCCGAGAUAAGCUCGCGACGCUGGUCGAUCGCAACAAGAAAGUGAAAAUGGCGUACCAUCAACUCCAAUCGCAGAUCGCGUUCGGCCUUGUCGAAGCAGGUGAAGUUUUCGAUUCUUUGGCGAUCCCUUUGAUGAAGCUGGUUGGGCUGAAAACGUCGGAGAUGGAGAGUGAAGGGAGACACUCCACCUUUAUUUUCAAUACUGAACGAUAUCAUAUGGAUACUGCCCAAAAUGGAGUACGGACUGGUGAUCUGAACAAUCAAAUUCGCAGUUCAAAGGUAGAAAAUUAUGCUGCUAAAGCCGAAUCAGCGGGAAAAGAGAUCUUGCACAAGCAUAAGGGGCAGCUGAGACAGCUAGUUCAUAUGCUUAAGCACAUUGAAACACAGGUGAAUUCACAUCGGGAAGACAUUCUGCAGAUGGUUGACGAUCGUAGAACCUUCUUCCAAGAAUUCAUCCAGAAAUCUCUUUACUACCUAAGCUCGGUCCACAGCAAAAACCAUGACACUUUCCCUGUCACAGUGAAGCUCCUUCGCGUCCUAUUUAAUAACAUCAACGAAAUGCUCGGUUCAGUAGAUAGUGGUGUUAAUGAUCUUAUGCAGGCUUUAGCAAUGAAUAUGUGUCACCCGAUGACCAAGUACGUAGGCAACUUGGCAGCUGAAAUAAAGCAUGGCCCUUGUGUGCAACUGAUGAAUGUAGUGAAUGAGAUGGAGAGAGCAAACUCAGAUACAAGGAGAGAGCUGCAAGAUGCUAGAGAAAGGAUUAGACUCGCAGAAGAGACAAAGAUCAACGCUUUAUCAAAGCUGAAAAAAGCUGAAGAUCAAGUUCAGAGAAUGACAACAUCUGCCAAAUUUCUUCUACCCGCGAGUCAGAAGAAGAAACAAGCUGAACAUUCUAUUACUGGCAAGCGUAUAGGCACAGAGGGAAGCCGAGAACACGAAGAGAAACUACUUUGGGAACUACUGAGCAAAAGGAGAAAGCAACAAGAGCCAGAGAGUCCAAUGGGACCUAAAGAACUCAUCAGACAAUCUGACACAAAGCAGAAGACAUUGGUGUACAAUCGCCGAAGGACUAGGAGCCAAGCACUGUUAAGUUCUCAAACCGCACGUCCUGAUGCUUUGAUCCCACUUGGUUUGUCACCUUCUGCUAGAACAGUAACCUGGAGAUAAGUAAAGUAAGCACAAGUCUCAGUCAUUGCAUCAGAAUCUAUCUUCACUAUGCUCUGAAAAAACAAUGAGAUCCAAUAGCUUCUUUAUUACGAAAGCACCUUAAAAAGUACUCUUUUAUCUUGCCAUUAGUUACACUUUAAUGACUCUUGGUAUUUCUUGAGAAGAUCAAGUACUGGUGGUUCAACAAGAACGACUUUGUUUUAUGUAACUAUGGACCCUAGCAAAUCCUGGUGACUA
Molecule: messenger RNA, 1737 nt
Organism: Arabidopsis lyrata subsp. lyrata
Lineage: Eukaryota; Viridiplantae; Streptophyta; Magnoliopsida; Brassicales; Brassicaceae
Exons: 5
Coding region: 232-1500 (422 amino acids)
Source: RefSeq, a predicted model, not a curated record